Lampris incognitus (smalleye Pacific opah) is the source of this 1566-nucleotide messenger RNA. It is a transcript of the gene tubb5, whose product is annotated as tubulin, beta 5. Gene Ontology annotation, biological process: mitotic cell cycle; microtubule cytoskeleton organization. Gene Ontology annotation, cellular component: cytoplasm; microtubule. Bases 79 to 1413 code for a protein of 444 amino acids. NCBI's taxonomy places the organism in Eukaryota, Metazoa, Chordata, Actinopteri, Lampriformes, Lampridae. The record is from RefSeq and is a predicted model, not a curated record. Gene Ontology annotation, molecular function: GTP binding; GTPase activity; structural constituent of cytoskeleton. The transcript is spliced from 5 exons.
CCUGCGGUCGGCUCCUCGUGGCGUGAAUAUACGGCGUGUCGUCCCCGUUGCUCUCGUGCGUUUUUUUCCGUGUCCAGGAUGAGGGAGAUCGUGCAUAUCCAGGCUGGCCAGUGCGGGAACCAGAUCGGUGCCAAGUUCUGGGAGGUGAUCAGCGAUGAGCAUGGCAUCGACCCCACGGGAACCUACCACGGGGACAGCGAUCUGCAGUUGGACAGGAUCAGUGUUUACUAUAACGAGGCUACAGGUGGUAAAUAUGUGCCCAGGGCAAUUCUGGUGGACCUGGAACCUGGCACCAUGGAUUCCGUGAGGUCUGGACCCUUCGGACAGAUCUUCAGACCCGACAACUUUGUGUUUGGCCAGAGCGGUGCUGGUAACAACUGGGCCAAGGGUCACUACACAGAGGGGGCUGAGCUGGUGGACUCCGUCCUGGAUGUGGUCCGUAAAGAGUCCGAAAGCUGUGACUGCCUCCAGGGCUUCCAGCUCACCCACUCCCUGGGCGGCGGAACCGGCUCGGGCAUGGGAACGCUGCUGAUCAGCAAGAUCCGCGAGGAGUACCCCGACCGCAUCAUGAACACCUUCAGUGUGGUGCCCUCCCCAAAGGUGUCAGACACAGUGGUGGAGCCUUACAACGCAACGCUGUCCGUCCAUCAGCUGGUAGAGAACACAGACGAGACGUACUGCAUUGACAACGAGGCUCUCUACGACAUCUGCUUCCGCACUCUCAAACUUACCACACCCACAUAUGGGGACCUCAACCACCUGGUCUCCGCCACCAUGAGCGGCGUCACUACGUGCCUCCGCUUCCCCGGGCAGCUAAACGCCGACCUCCGCAAACUUGCCGUCAACAUGGUGCCUUUCCCCCGCCUGCACUUCUUCAUGCCAGGCUUUGCCCCACUGACCAGCAGGGGGAGCCAGCAGUACCGUGCCCUCACUGUACCUGAGCUUACCCAGCAGGUGUUUGAUGCCAAGAACAUGAUGGCGGCCUGUGACCCACGUCACGGCCGCUACCUGACCGUCGCCGCCGUGUUCCGCGGACGCAUGUCCAUGAAGGAGGUGGAUGAGCAGAUGCUGAAUGUGCAGAACAAGAACAGCAGCUACUUUGUGGAAUGGAUCCCCAACAACGUCAAGACCGCCGUCUGCGACAUCCCGCCCCGUGGCCUCAAGAUGGCCGUCACGUUUAUUGGCAACAGCACGGCCAUCCAGGAGCUGUUCAAGCGCAUCUCCGAGCAGUUUACCGCUAUGUUCCGUCGUAAGGCCUUCUUGCACUGGUACACGGGCGAGGGUAUGGAUGAGAUGGAGUUCACCGAGGCAGAGAGCAACAUGAACGACCUGGUGUCUGAGUACCAGCAGUACCAGGACGCCACCGCUGAGGAAGAGGGCGAGUUUGAGGAAGACGCCGAAGAGGACGCUUGAAAACCGGCGUGAAGACCGAGACCUCAAUUCCAAAAGAAAGAAAGAAACCCGAGAACCCGACAUCGUCAGAACGAGAAUAGAAAAAAACCCAUCCAGAAGACACUAGAAAUAGCACAUUAGACAUCCCUCGCAAUUGACUGCUAAUAAAUUUGC